GACCAUUAAAAAAACAUGAAACGAAUUUCUCCCGCGAACUGAGAUACGAAGAUGUCUGACAAAGAAGAAUCCGAUCUAGGACCAGUUUUAAAAAGACCCAAAUCUCUACCGCAAAAUGGAAAUCAAAACACAGCUUCUGGGGAUGAGAAUUCUCUAGAGCUUGAUGAUGGCCGGAGUGAAGCCAGCACUCCAACAGUCGACAGCAACUCCCGUUCAGAUACACCCACAGGCUCAUCGACUGGCAGCUUCAAUAACAGAAAGAGCAACCGCGGACGAUGGAGAACCAAUAAAAACAAACUCCAAUACAAGUGCAGUUCCUUCUUGAAAGAAGACCAUGGCCAACCCAUAUUUGGUGUGACCUUUAACCCUUUCUAUAAAGAAGGUGAUGCGCUAGUCUUUGCUACAGCAGGCAGUAACCGUGUUUCUGUUUAUGAGUUGUUGGAUGGUGGAGGAAUGAAGUUACUACAGAGCUAUAUAGAUGCUGAUUCUGAUGAGAGUUUCUAUACAUGUGCCUGGUCCUAUGAGAAGACUGGUUUGCCAUUGCUUGCUGUAGCUGGGUCACGGGGUACCAUACGCAUCAUCAGCCCAAUCACAAUGCAGUGUAUUAAGCAUUAUAUCGCUCACGGCAACGCAGUUAAUGAAUUAAAGUUCCACCCAAGGGAUUGUAAUUUACUUCUGUCAGUCAGUAAAGAUCAUUCUGUUAGACUUUGGAACAUCCAAACAGACACUCUUGUCAUUGUAUUCGGUGGGGUCGAAGGUCAUAGAGAUGAAGUCUUAAGUGCCGAUUUUGAUAUCGAUGGAACCCGGAUUAUGUCCUGUGGAAUGGAUCAUUCAUUAAAGAUGUGGAGAUUAGAAAGACCCAUGGUACAAGAAGCUAUCAAGAAUUCAUACGAAUACAACGCCAGCAAGACGGACAGGCCAUUCAGGACUGUCCAUGUUAACACGCCAGACUUCUCAACAAGGGAUAUACAUCGGAACUACGUUGAUUGUGUGCGAUGGUUGGGAGAAUUUGUCCUGUCCAAGUCAUGUGAGAACUGCAUAGCCUGCUGGAAACCCGGUCUCAUCUCGGACCCAUUGGACACCAUAACAAAGUCAUCUCCAUCACGCGUCACCGUACUACACAAGUUUGAAUACGCCCAAUGCGACAUCUGGUUUAUGCGCUUCAGUAUGGAUUACGCACAGAAGAUCUUAGCUCUUGGUAAUCAAGUUGGUAAACUUUAUGUUUGGGAUCUGGAUGUAGAAGAGCCAAGUAAAGCCAGAUGCACAAAGCUGACUCAUCCCAAGUGUUUAUCUGCAAUCAGACAGACAAGUAUAUCUCGAGAUGGAUCCGUUAUUAUUGGUGUGAGUGAUGACAGUACAGUCUGGAGAUGGGAUCGGAUUCGAUAAAAAAACAGUUAAUCCAACCAUGGUUAUUUAGGCUGUCAUCUGGGAAUGGAGUCAGGGUUACUAGACAUGUUAAUGUUACCAGUUGAAAAGCAAACCCUAUUCUUCAACAUUUUAGCUGCAGCCACAAGCAACAGCCAAAGUCACCUAACUUUGGUAUAAAUCUUCAGACUUGGCAUCUACAGUAUACGAUUGAUUACAUCUCACCUUGGUUGCAAAUGGGCCCAAUUUCAUAAAGCUGCUAAAUGGUCAGCAAACUUUGGUGCUUAUUAAAAAGCAUGCUUAAGCAAAAGUUUAUUUCAUAUUGAUCAACAUUUGCAUUACUGCGUCUCUCAUCUGCUUACAAGAACUGCUAACAAGCUAGCGUGCCUUUUACUUUGAUUAUGGUUAGCAGUGUUUAUGAGAUAGAAAUUAUGCUAACGGCUGCUUAGUGAGCAGAAAGUGUCUGCUUACAGGCUUUGUGUUGGUGACAAACUCUUACAAAUGAUUUGCCGAUUACACUGCUCUCCAUGAUCUCUGUAAAUAUUAAUAGUAGGCUUUUUAUUAGGUGCUUUUAAACAUUGUUCCCUCUAAAAUCUUUCUUCAUUGAAUUGAAAGAUUUAAAAAUGUCUGAACCAGUGUCGUCUUGAACCAUUUUGAUUUUAUGUACUAUAACUAAUACAUUUUCUACUCUUUGUUCUCUGAAAACCCGAGUGAAAUAAAUUUCUUUUUUACAAGUUUCUAUAAAUUGGUGUUUAGUGUCAGUCUGUGCAUCUCAUAGUAAACAUUUCACAACUUUGCUGUUUUGGAUUCAUUUAUAUUUAAUUACUCUCUGUUCAGUCUCCGUACGAUAACUAGAGCAGGCAAGUUGAGUCCACUGCUAUUCAGUGAAGACAGUUCAUUGGUUCCCUAGUCACUACAGUGAAAGUAGAACUCUUGAGGUAGUAGAUAAACAUCAGGACAAGCUCUUUUUAGAAAUGAGUAGUCUUCUUGUUUUCAGAAUUUACCUUCGGCAGUAGUAACAACAGCAGGACAAGUUCUUACAUGAACAACACACAGCAAAGUAAAUACUAUCCCCAAGAAUUUCAUAAAUACAGUGUAACUUGAAGUAGCAAACAAGAUAACAAAUCCGUAAAUUUAAGAAGCAGAAAUAAAUUGUUUAUUCGUACAUUUUCUUGAACGUUUUUCACAGUAGUAAACAUGUCACCUUUGCUAGCAAUUGUUUUACAUCUUAGAAAAUAAAACAAGAAUAAAUGAAGAUACUCAAGACAUAGCCCUAGAUAUUUAGACGGCAUUCUUUCCUAAAACACUUUUCUUGAAAAAUCCAAGUUUUAAAUAUUAUUACUACAAUCUAUUUUCUCAUACAGAGUUGAAGCAAUAUUUUUGUAAACUGACAAGAACGCAGCUCUCGUACAAUUGCUUGAUGUGUCAUGGCUGAGCAGUGGUUAAAAGCAACGGACUCAAGCUCUGGUAUUUCUGAUCUGCAGAGUGCGGGUUUGAGUUCCAAUCUUGACACUUGUGUCUUUGGGCAAGAUAAUUUAUUUCGUCGGACGGGACAUUAAGCCAUAGGUCCUGUGCUCAAGAAUUAGUAGUGAAUGUAGGAGAACUCGGAACAAUUAUCGUGGAAGAAUAGGGGUUCCCUAAUAUUUCUGGUUCACAUAGCAAGCACGUUUGUUUUCUCAGGCUUACGAGCAAUAGUGAUCCAGUUCACCUAUGACACAUCCUCAAUUUCAUUGCCAGAAAUAUAUAAUAAUAAUAACAACACAUCAAAAUCGUGAAUUUUUGAUACAUAGAGAUUAAGGAAAAGGAAUAAAUGACUAAAAAUGAACAUUUUUGUACGAGUAUUUCUUGUGUGACAAAUCUUCACAGCAAGGUGUUGAUAUUGACAAACAAUGAGUGAGGUGUUCACUAGAGGUGGCGAGGUUGGGUGCCUAAAGUUUUAAUGGAUAGAAAAAAUAAACAGUAUUUCAAAUGACAUCAAAUUGAAGGUUUUGUUUUUCUA
This is a messenger RNA of Asterias rubens (European starfish), 3364 nucleotides long. RefSeq names its product polycomb protein EED-like. The transcript has 10 exons. Gene Ontology annotation, biological process: negative regulation of transcription by RNA polymerase II. Gene Ontology annotation, cellular component: ESC/E(Z) complex. NCBI's taxonomy places the organism in Eukaryota, Metazoa, Echinodermata, Asteroidea, Forcipulatida, Asteriidae. The record is from RefSeq and is a predicted model, not a curated record. Gene Ontology annotation, molecular function: protein binding; nucleosome binding. Bases 52 to 1386 code for a protein of 444 amino acids.